Messenger RNA from Solanum pennellii, 468 nucleotides. RefSeq names its product protein TRANSPARENT TESTA 16-like. The transcript is spliced from 5 exons. The record is from RefSeq and is a predicted model, not a curated record. NCBI's taxonomy places the organism in Eukaryota, Viridiplantae, Streptophyta, Magnoliopsida, Solanales, Solanaceae. The coding region runs from base 1 to 468 and encodes 155 amino acids. Gene Ontology annotation, biological process: regulation of transcription by RNA polymerase II. Gene Ontology annotation, molecular function: DNA-binding transcription factor activity, RNA polymerase II-specific; RNA polymerase II cis-regulatory region sequence-specific DNA binding; protein dimerization activity.
AUGGGUAGGAGAAUUGAGAUAAAGAAAAUACUAGAGACAACGAGACGUCAAGUCGCAUUUUCUAAGCGGCAUACUUGUUUACUAAAGAAGGUGAAAGAGAUUGCAAUUUGUUGUGAUGUGGACCUGUUGUUUUUCGCGUUCUCGUCUAAUGAUCGGCUCAGUAAAUUCUGUAGCCAAAAGAGAAUUAAAGACAUGCUUCAGCGCUAUAUUGAGCUUCCGGUUGAUAGGAGAUUGGCUCACAUGGCUGAUGUUCAGAUGGAAUUGGAGAAACAAGAAAAGAUGGAGGGUCACUUUGUUGCACAGCAAACAGCUCCUCACCAGUUUGAUACUAAUAAUUGGAUUAAUCCAUACAGUUCAGAUAUCCAGGAGAGCAUAUAUCAUGAUUGGAUGAAUGAGGGGAAAGGAAUAGCAAAUAGUUCUGGCAAUUACACAUAUACCCCUUCCUUUGCAAGUUCUUCACGAAAUUGA